Molecule: messenger RNA, 1114 nt
Organism: Sorex fumeus (smoky shrew)
Lineage: Eukaryota; Metazoa; Chordata; Mammalia; Eulipotyphla; Soricidae
Gene: TMEM150C
Product: transmembrane protein 150C
Exons: 8
Coding region: 242-991 (249 amino acids)
Source: RefSeq, a predicted model, not a curated record
UUUGCAUUGGAGCUUUUGAGGCCGUGCUGGAAAGCACCCCCUAAAGGGAACCCAGAGGUGCGGCCAGGAGCACCUGCCGGUCCCCCCACCUCCCUCCCCGAGAACAGGGACCCCAGCGGGGGACGCUCGGGGUGCGCCACGUCGGGAGAGACUCAGAGAGCGCGGCGGCGAAGCGCGGUCCCCGGCGCUGGGGCUCCAGGAUCUGCGCGGCCACUCGAGGUCAUCGACAAGAGUUGCAGGUAUGGAUGGGAAGAAAUGCAGCGUGUGGAUGUUCCUACCUCUCGUCUUUACUGUGUUCACCUCCGCUGGAUUAUGGAUAGUAUACUUUAUAGCUGUAGAAGAUGACAAAAUUUUCCCAUUAAAUUCAGCUGAAAGAAAACCUGGUGUGAAGCACGCACCAUAUAUAAGCAUUGCAGGUGAUGAUCCUCCUGCAAGCUGUGUCUUCAGUCAAGUGAUGAACAUGGCCGCCUUCCUGGCUCUCGUGGUGGCGGUUCUGCGCUUCAUACAGCUGAAACCAAAGGUUUUAAACCCGUGGCUCAACAUCAGUGGCCUGGUGGCUCUGUGUCUUGCUUCCUUCGGAAUGACCUUACUUGGUAAUUUUCAGCUGACGAAUGAUGAAGAGAUCCACAACGUGGGCACGUCCUUGACGUUUGGCUUUGGCACGCUGACCUGCUGGAUCCAGUCUGCCCUGACGCUCAAAGUCAACAUCAAGAAUGAAGGCCGCAAAGCUGGGAUUCCGCGCGUCAUUCUCUCGGCGGUGAUCACUCUCUGCGUGGUCCUCUACUUCAUCCUCAUGUCCCAGGGCAUCCACAUGUACGCGGCCCGGAUCCAGUGGGGCCUGGUGAUGUGCUUCCUGUCUUACUUCGGCACUUUGGCGGUGGAGUUCCGGCACUACCGUUACGAGAUCGUCUGCUCCGAGUACCAGGAGAAUUUCCUGAGCUUCUCAGAAAGCCUGUCCGAGGCGUCCGAAUAUCAGACUGACCAAGUGUAACGCACCAGCUUUUCCUCGCUGGUGAGGUUAGGAAAGGGGCCAGGGCACGAAGGACCUGUCACAUAGCCUCCUACCACAUUUUGUACACAUGCACACACACACACACACGUGUACACACACACA